UGAGCAGAUAAAUAAAAAAAGAAAAAAGUGGAAGAGUGAGCUGGUAUAGAUGUAAAAAAAGUUUUCUCAGUUGAAAAUAAUUUUAAAAUAAAGGGAAAAAAAAUUGAAAAAAAAUUUUAAAUAAUUAAAAUCUAUAAUUUUAUAUUUUUAAAAUUUUAAAAAUGAUAAAAAAUUUAUGAAUUUCAAGUACAAUAAAUGAAGGGAAACAAAUUUUUAUUCGAAUUUAUAGACUAGGAAGUUUUUUUUAAGUGAAAAAAAGAAGAAAAAAUAAAAAGAAAAAAUUGUGAAGAAAAGAAAGAAAAAAAUUCGAAGGCCAAUUUGCAUUGUGUCAAAAAACAACAAUGAAUCAAUUACAAAACUGUCAAAAUAAUAUUUGAGAAAUAAAUAGAAAAAAAAGCCAAAAAAAAAUCUAUUUUAUAUAAAUAAAAUAUAAGUAAAUAAAAUUUAGUUACGAGAAAUAAAAAAUUUAGAAAAAUAUUUAAAAGUUCAGUGAUAAUGGAUACAAUAACAAUUUUCUGAAAAAUAACCAACAAACAAGAAAAAAUUUAUAGAUUAAUUUUUUUAUUUUUCAUAAAAAUUUUAAUUUUUUUAAUUCUCUUAUAAAUAAUAUAUAGAAGAAGGUGUUUUUAAUUUUCUUGUUAUUUUGUUUUUGUUUUAUUUUAUUAUUUCCUUUUGUUACAAAAAAAAAAAAACAAAAAAUAAAAAUUUCUAUAUGAUCUUUGUUCCGAGAAAGUAAAGUGAAGGAAAAAGGGCCUUGUAAAAAAACUAUAAAAGCUACCUUUUUCGAUAUCGAAUAUAAUUAAACAUAGAAAAAAAAGCAAAUAGUUUUCUACAUUAUAUACCCACAUAAUAAUAUAAGUACAUACAUGAAUUACAUAUAUAAUUAUAUUUUGGAAUAAUAAAAAAGAAAAAUAAAAAAGUAAUCAAGAAUUUUUAUUGAAUUUCAAAGUUUGCUUGCAACUUUGCUCGUGUUUCAGCUGAUUCUCUCUCUGCUACACAAUAUACAUACAUGUAGGUGUUGUUGGUGACUGGGGGUUUUAUUGUGGUGUAAAACAAAGAAUCUGAAGGAAUACAAAAAAAAAAUCUAUAAAUAUUUUAAUUAUAAACAAGGUUUAUUUUAGUUCAAAUCAGUACAAUAAGUAAACAAAAUAAAAAAAUAAAAAAAAAAUGUCUUCACCAAGUGCUGGCAAACGACGUAUGGACAACGAUGUUAUUAAAUUAAUUGAAUCUAAACAUGAAGUAACAAUAUUGGGUGGUCUUAAUGAAUUUCAUGUAAAAUUUUUUGGUCCUCAUGGUACGCCAUACGAAGGUGGUGUUUGGAAAGUUCGAGUUUAUUUACCCGAUAACUAUCCAUUUAAAUCACCUAGUAUAGGAUUCGUUAAUAAAAUUUAUCAUCCAAAUAUAGAUGAAUCAUCUGGUACAGUUUGUUUAGAUGUUAUUAAUCAAUCAUGGACCCCAUUAUAUGAUCUAUCUAAUAUAUUUGAAUCAUUUCUUCCACAAUUAUUAACAUAUCCGAAUCCAGUAGAUCCAUUAAAUCGUGAUGCAGCCGCCCUAUAUUUACAUGAACCAGAAGAAUAUAAAAAAAAAGUAUCAGAUUAUGUACAACGUUUUGCAACAGAAGAAGCAUUACGUGCUGCUCAACAAGAACGUGAUAGCUCUGAUAGUGAAUCAAGUAUGUCCGAUUUUAGUGAAGAUGAAGCAAGAGAUAUGGAGUUAUAAUAUCGGUUUUUUGUUUAAGUUUAAAAAUUUGUAAUAUUGAUAUAAAAUAAUGAUAAUACUUAUAAAAUAUAUAAUAAAAGAAUAAACAAUAUUUUAUUAUUAUUUUUUAAUUAAAACUAAUAAACAUAAAAUAAAUACAAACAAAAUAUAUAUAAAUAUAUAUAUAUAUAUAUAUAUAUA
Molecule: messenger RNA, 1899 nt
Organism: Condylostylus longicornis
Lineage: Eukaryota; Metazoa; Arthropoda; Insecta; Diptera; Dolichopodidae
Gene: UbcE2H
Product: ubiquitin-conjugating enzyme E2 H
Exons: 2
Coding region: 1168-1719 (183 amino acids)
Biological process (GO): ubiquitin-dependent protein catabolic process; protein polyubiquitination
Cellular component (GO): nucleus
Molecular function (GO): ubiquitin conjugating enzyme activity
Source: RefSeq, a predicted model, not a curated record